GGGGGAGGGGGCUGGGGGCGCGGCUGAGGCGGCUGUUGCUGUUGCGGGCGCUGCGCCUGUGGCGAAGGAGACCCCGCCGGAGGAGGAGGAGGAGGAGGAGGUAUUCUGCGAAGGCUUCGUCUGGAGCCGCGUCCACCCGAACUCCUUUCUCGGCAUAGCCAUGAUAAGCCCAGGAUGAAGCUGGAGGCCGUUGUGGAACAGCUGCAGAAGCAGCAGCAGCAGCAACAGCAAGUGGCCCCUCUCCCGAUGGAGUCCAGAGACCGGCCCCAGCGGCAGAUGAGAGACCCACCCCUCCAGUUCCCUCAACAGAUGACGGUCCAGCAAACUGGCAUGGCUGCCACCUCCGGCAAAGUUUCCGGUGGGCCCAUCCUUGGCCCAUCCGCUAGAAUGCCCCCCGUCCUGGCGGCUUCUCGAACAUUUGACCAGAGUGCUCUGAACUCGGAGGAAGAAGAGGAGGAGGAAGAGGAAGAAGAGGAAGAAGAAGAAGGGGAGGAAGAUUCAGAAGACGGCGACCUGGAGGGCAACACUCCCAGAACUGGCCAGGAUGCGCGAUCGGCUCUCAAAUACUUUCACGCUUCCAAAGCGGUUUCCCACAACCAAAGAGUGACUCCUUCCUCUAAGCCUCUCCCAGUUCUGGGGGCCCAGCGGCAUCUCCAGGGAAAGGACCAAGCAGGGAAAGAAACCCCCAACUUGCUCUAUUCCGGCUCUUCCGCUGGGAGACCGAUGUGGAGGCUGGAGGAGCAGCACAAGCAGAACGGGAACCUAACUUGGAGCGAAGAAGCCGACAGUAGCAGAGGGAGAGAGGUGUCCCGCGACUUUGCCAAGUUGUAUGAAUUGGAUAGUGACCCCGAACGGAAGAAAUUCCUGGACGAUCUCUUCAUUUUUAUGCACAAGAGGGGGACACCCAUCAACCGCAUCCCGAUCAUGGCCAAGCAGAUCCUGGACCUCUACAUGCUCUACAAGCUGGUGACCGAGAAAGGAGGCUUGGUGGAGAUCAUCAACAAGAAAAUCUGGAGGGAGAUCACCAAAGGCCUUAACCUCCCCACCUCCAUCACCAGUGCAGCAUUUACACUUCGCACCCAGUAUAUGAAGUACCUCUAUGCCUACGAAUGUGAGAAGAAGUCCUUAAGCUCGCCUGCUGAGCUGCAGGCCGCCAUCGACGGCAACAGGAGGGAAGGCCGGCGGCCCAGUUACAGCUCCCCCUUAUUCGGCUUCUCCCCCGCGACCCCGGGACCGCCUUCGCUCCUGUGUCCCCCCAAGAUCCGCUUCCCCCUUGUUAGCCUCACUCCCAGCAGCACAACUAGCAACCCUCACCUGUCUUCAGCGGGCCCUCUCAGGAAAGGCGACGGCCUGACUUUGACCACCUCCGCGCCAAAUCGUCUCGCCAUGCCUGUGAGCUUGGCCAACCAGCAGGCCACGGUAGCCGUGGCGGCGGCCACCAGAACGGCCACCUUGGAACAGUUGAAGGAACGGCUGGAAUCCGGAGAACCGGCGGAGAAGAUGGCCCGGAUGACGGAGGAAGAACAGCGCUUUGUCCAGCAGGCUUUUCAGAGGAACCUCUUCAGCAUGGCCCGACAGCUGCCCAUGAAGAUUAAGAUCAACGGCCGAGAAGAUAAGUCAGAUCCAGCAGCCGCAGCAGCUUUAAACUGGACUCCUUCUGGCUUCGGCAGCAUCAACAUGUCAGUGGAAAUCAACGGCACAAUCUAUGCUGGCGUCCUCUUUGCUCAAAAGCCCGUCGUCCACCUCCUUGCCGGCUCCAAUGCCCAGAGCACCAGCGGCGGGGCAAGCAGCAGCUCUCCCAGCCCCACCUCCUCCAGAGGCACCCCCAGCGCCGAGCCCUCCACCAGCUGGUCUCUCUGAGGGUCCCGGCGGGCUCGCUCUCCAGCCUCGAGCGGCUCCCCUGUCCCCAGGAGAAAUCCCGUCCCUCCCCCUCCCCAUCGACCUGGUCCCAAGGAGCACCUCCUGCCCCCCAGGCCAGCCGUGGAGAGGAGCCGCCGUCUCUGUGCUGGCGAGUUUCCCAUCCGGAUGGACCUCGCUGGCUUUUUAAGCCUUUUUUUUCAGGUCUUGCUGUGUCCUCAGUGAAGAUUGGGGGUGGGUAGGGAGGGGAAGGGAAGGGAAAGGGAGGGGAAGGGGACACGAGGCGUGUUUCAAUCAGGGAUUCUCCAGAGAGGCUAAGCGGUUUUUGUAGAUGACUGAGCAUUGCCAGGGUUAGGGCGGCAAAAGGCCCUGACAAAAAUACCUGUUCUUCUUUUCAACCAUGGAAGCCUAAAGGGGACACUUUCGUGCUCUUUUCUCUUUCUUUCUUUCUCUCUCUCCUCCCUUUUCUCCCUUUCCAAAUACGACUGCCGUUUAUUGACAAUCCUCCCCUCACCCCCACCCCUCACCCCAAGGCAGGAGAAAAAUGUCUCAAUUCCCUUCUUAAUGAUCCUUGCUUGGCAUCCUUAUCACGGCCCUCUUCCCCUUUUAUCCUUCCAUCUCUCAGACUCCCUGCCAUUCCCUUUCAGCACAACCAGUUCCUUCGGACGGGACCUUCAUUUGCAGCAAUUAAAUCGUAGCUAGCUUCUUCUGUUUUUUUAAGAAGAAGAAAAACUGAGAUGUAAACAGCAGAAAGAGCUCGGCAGCCUAUUUCCGGCACCGCCUCCGGUCUUACCUGCAGUCAAAGGUCUCGCACUCCAGCCAGAGGCUCUUCUUGGGUUUCUUCGCUUCGUCCUUCCUGUUUUCGGACCUGAGCGGAGGAAUAAACGGGAAGGAAAAUCCCGCCGAUCGAAAAACAGCAGCAAAGGCAGAAGUAGAGUUUGGAGGGGUCAACAACUGGGGUUUGCCUUGAGCGAAAGAGGUGGGUGCAUAGGUAGCAUCAGUCUCAAUGGCUCCCUUUGCAGAAUCCCAUGUAGGACCCCGGCCCAUUUUCUCAAAUGAAAAGAGAACGGGCUGUUUUCUGAGCCUUUCUGGUGAUGUAUCCCAGCUCUGCAGCCUGUGACGUUCUCCUGAACCCAGGAUGUGCUGAAAACUAGGUUCUGUUUUUGCUUUCCCCACCCCCACCCCCGCCAAUGCAAUCAUUUCCCCUCAAAUCCAACUUCCCUCAAACCCAACUGAGAUCAUCUUGGUUGGUUGUUUCCCUCAAAACCCAACUGAGAUCAUCUUGGUUGUUUCCCUCAAACCCAACUGAGAUCAUCUUGGUUUCUCUGUUGGUGGUUGUUUCCCUCAAACCCAACUAAGAUCAUCUUGGUUGGUUGUUUCCUUCAAACCCAACUAAGAUCAUCUUGUUCAGUUGUUUCCCUCAAACCCAACUAAGAUCAUCUUGGUUGGUUGUUUCCCUCAAACCCAACUGAAAUCACCUUGGUUUCUCCGUUGGUUGUUUCCCUCAAACCCAACUAAGAUCAUCUUGUUCAGUUAUUUCCCUCAAACCCAACUGAGAUCAUCUUAAUUUCUCGGUUGGUUGUUUCCCUCAAACCCAACUAAGAUCAUCUUUGGUUUCUCGGUCCGUUGUUUUUAAACCUAGCCGCUUUCCGCUCACCUGAGCAGCAUUUCACCUUAAGGGAAAAUGCCCCAUCCUGGUCAUACUCAGUCAUCCUACAGAACUGCGACAGCUUCUCUCGAGCAGAUGAAAUACCUCAAAAAAAAAUGUACUUAUUGCUGUGUUGUUGGGUGGGUUGGGUUUAUUUUUUUUCCUGUUUGUUUUGUUUUUCCACCUCUUCUGGAAGGAUUUGCGUAUGUUAAAAGCUUCUUUUUAUAUGU
This is a messenger RNA of Pantherophis guttatus, 3735 nucleotides long. It is a transcript of the gene ARID3B, whose product is annotated as AT-rich interaction domain 3B. Gene Ontology annotation, biological process: regulation of transcription by RNA polymerase II. The record is from RefSeq and is a predicted model, not a curated record. Gene Ontology annotation, cellular component: nucleus. Lineage: Eukaryota; Metazoa; Chordata; Lepidosauria; Squamata; Colubridae. Gene Ontology annotation, molecular function: DNA binding.